Pseudovirgaria hyperparasitica is the source of this 1140-nucleotide messenger RNA. Its product is annotated as actin-related protein, ARP1 class. Bases 1 to 1140 code for a protein of 379 amino acids. NCBI's taxonomy places the organism in Eukaryota, Fungi, Ascomycota, Dothideomycetes, Acrospermales, Acrospermaceae. The transcript has 4 exons. The record is from RefSeq and is a predicted model, not a curated record.
AUGAGCUCAAGGUUGCUCAACGCUGCCAUUGUCAUCGACAAUGGUAGUGGGUCGAUAAGAGCUGGGUUUGCAGGUCAAGAUUUCCCCAAAUGCUAUUUCCCAUCAUUUGUCGGUCGACCGAAGCAUUCCCGAGUUCUCGCCGGCGCGCUGGAAGGUGAUGUGUUCAUUGGACCCAAAGCUCAGGAGUUCAGGGGACUGUUGAAGAUCAACUAUCCAUUGGAGCACGGCAUAGUCACAGACUGGGACGACAUGGAAAGGAUAUGGCAAUAUGUAUACGAGGAACUGAAACCUCCAACGGAGGAUCACCCUGUCCUCCUCACCGAACCUCCACUCAAUCCGCGCUCGAACCGCGAGACGGCCGCACAGAUCCUUUUUGAGACCUUCAACGUACCCGCCCUCUACACAUCCAUACAGGCUGUCCUGUCCCUCUACGCUUCUGGCAAGACCACAGGCAUAGUACUCGAUGCAGGGGACGGCGUGUCGCACGCCGUGCCGGUGUACGAGGGAUUCGCCAUCCCCAACAGUGUACGUAGGAUAGAUGUUGCAGGACGAGACGUGACGGAGUACCUUCAAACCUUGCUGCGCAAGAGUGGAUACGUCUUUCACACCAGUGCGGAGAAGGAGGUGGUGAAACAGAUCAAGGAGAAAUGCGGAUACGUCGCAAUAAACCCAGAAAGAGAGGAAAAGGAAUGGACAGCAAGCUCGUCCAGGUCUGAUCCAAAGAGCAUGGAGUAUUCAUUACCUGAUGGGAAUAAGCUCAAGAUUGGUGCUGAGCGGUUCCGCGCCCCGGAGAUACUUUUCAAUCCUGAGCUUAUUGGAACUGAGUACCACGGCGUACACCAAAUUGUGGUCGAGUCAAUCACACGCUGCGACAUGGAUCUUCGGAAGUCUCUUUACAGCAGCAUAGUGCUGUCAGGAGGGUCCACGCUCACCAAAGGCUUUGGUGACAGGCUUCUGAGUGAGGUACAACGGCUAGCACCCAAGGACACACGCAUCAAAAUCUUCGCACCCCCAGAGCGAAUAUACACCACCUGGGCCGGAGGCAGUAUUCUAGCGGGUCUGAGUACAUUCAAAAAGAUGUGGGUAGAGAAAGACGAAUGGCAAGAGAAUCCAGACAUCAUCCAUACCAAAUUCGCCUAG